Limanda limanda (common dab) is the source of this 2978-nucleotide messenger RNA. It is a transcript of the gene map3k14a, whose product is annotated as mitogen-activated protein kinase kinase kinase 14a. Gene Ontology annotation, biological process: protein phosphorylation; positive regulation of canonical NF-kappaB signal transduction. The transcript is spliced from 16 exons. NCBI's taxonomy places the organism in Eukaryota, Metazoa, Chordata, Actinopteri, Pleuronectiformes, Pleuronectidae. Bases 49 to 2700 code for a protein of 883 amino acids. Gene Ontology annotation, molecular function: ATP binding; protein kinase activity. The record is from RefSeq and is a predicted model, not a curated record.
CGUGAACGACGACGAAGACAAACAGAGCACCUAGUUUUGCUCAUGUAGAUGACAGGUUACUCAGAGAGAGAGGAGAGAGGAUCGCGGCUCCGACUGGCAUCGGGCGAUCCAGCAGAUGAAAUGGCGGUGAGGCAGAGGAUUUUCAACUCAACGGCGCCGUUCUCCGGGUCACCCCAAGCCGAGCUGAAGGGGUCUUACCCAUCAUGCUCAGCUGCUGACCAGGAGACCGAGGAGGAGGAAGAGGAGGGGAAGGACAGCAAAAUGGACUUCCCACAUCUAAGCCCUUUACUUAAUAAACUCCUAAUGCAUGGAACUGCAGAGCAAGUGGGCGAAAUGCCAUUGAAGACCUCAACCUUCAUUGCACAGGCUGAAUGUGAAACCCAGGACUCACAGGAGUUUAUCCCAUCUUGCACACGCUUUGUUCCCUCCCCGAACUGCUACUUCAGUCUUUCCUCAGACCACAACAAUGUGGCAUGCCCAACAACAGCCUCCGUGCAGGAGCCGGGCAGCCCCUCAGAACAAUUCAAAUCCAGGAAAAAGACCAGGAAGAGACAGAAGCGUAAGGUGAAGAAAAGAGAGUCGGAGAAGAACAAGAAGCAGCAACGCAGACAGCGAACGCAUUCUGGAGUCCCCGAACAGGAGAGUGGAAGUUCUCUGUUCCAGAUUCGGGAAGAGUCGUCUCUUGGAGGCAGAAGCAGCCUCAGUGGGUCCUGCUGCAGCAGCGUUGAAAGCUCAGAGGAGCAGGACAGAGGGCCUCCUCUCUACAGCCGAAAGAUUUACAACACAGGCAACUCCGGCUGCUCUCCUCUGAACUGGAGGCACCAGGUGUGCGGCUCCCUCUCCAGUCUCCGUUCCUUCGGGCAGGACAGUGACUCUGACUCCCUCAGCAGCUGCGGAGACUGCUCGCUGGCCCUGGCUGGCCUCAGGGGGAGCGUCAGUCAGGGAGACCCAUGCUACGCUGGGCCCUUCUUCAAAGCUGUGGAGAGGGAUGCGAGAGAAGAAGAAGACGAGUUCUCUGCAGCCGAUUCCAUCGGCAACGAGGGAAUAAUCUUUUAUAAUGAUAAAAUUCAGCCUGUUGACUCCGAGUACAAGGAGGGGAGGGAGUUUGUCCUCACACAUUUUAUCAAGGAAGGCUCCUAUGGUGAAGUUCACGGUGCUCGAGACGUCAACACAGGCUUCAGAUUUGCUGUGAAAAAGAUAACCUUGGAGAGGUUCAGCAGUGAGGAGGUCGGUGCGUGGAGUGCCCUCAGAUCUCCUCGUGUGGUGGAGCUCUUCGGAGUGAUCAGGGAGGGGACGAAUGUUGUCCUCUUCAUGGACCACAAAUCUGGCUCUCUGGGCCAGCUGAUCGCAGAGCGUGGCCGGCUGCCAGAGGAUUUAAGUCUCCACUACCACUCACAAGUCUUAACAGCGCUGGAGUACUUGGUGAAGAAAAAAGUGGUGCACCUCGACAUUAAAGCCGACAACGUGCUGCUGUCGGACGAUGGGACCGAGACCUUCCUGUGCGACUUCGGACACGCGGAGAGACUCGAUAGUCAGGGACAGAGCCUCUGUGGGUCGAAUGUUCUGAAGGGCACCGAGACCCACAUGGCCCCUGAGAUUGUUAAAGUGGAACCCCGCGGAGCCAAAGCAGAUGUGUGGAGCAGCUGCUGUGUGUUACUGCACAUGCUCAACGGGUGUCAACCCUGGACAAGAUACUACACCUGUAGACUGUUUCUGAAGAUUGCUGAUGAGCCACCGCCUCUGAGAGAGAUCCCACCCGACUGUAGCCCUCUCACGGCAGACGUUCUGAAGGCGGGACUCCAGAAGGAUCCGGUAAAGAGGGCGUCAGCCUUUGACCUGAGAGAAAAAACUGACAGAGCUCUGAGAGAAGUUGGAGGACUCACCAGCCCAGUGAAUGGACCCUACACCGAGCCCCUGUACGUCGACAACAAACCCCCUGUCUCCCUGCCACUCGUUAGUAGAAAUGUUGACCAUGACGAGGUUGAGGAAAAUCGAGAGACUGUCCAGAACCUAAUCCCAACAGGGAGGAAGAUGAAGGAACUUAAUGAUGAGGAAGAGGAGGCUGAUGAAGAUGAGUUAAAGCCAGGCUUGCAGUGCUCGCCACGAACACUGAUCUACGAGCCGAACCACAAGAGGUGCAACAAGUUAACCACAGUGUCUGAACUCGAGCUUCGUAAACUGGAGCGAGAUUUCUACCUGAGCAGUCUGUCCCAGCCUCAGUCUGCUGAGAUGCAGGUGCAGCUCUUGUCUUGUCUAAGCAGUGACGCUUAUUCAAACUGGGAACCAUGGGACAAAAAGGACUCUGGCCGCUGGUCCCUGAGCCCGGGAGACGACUUCAGUUCCGGUGUCUUCUCCUACAACAGUCAGCCAGAUGUGCCGGUCUUCAGUUUGGAUUUGCUGGCUAACACCCACCUGCCACCACCCUGUUGCUUUGAAGGGGUGGACAUCUGCAUUAGAGACUUCAACGGGAGAAGCAUCCGGAUCAGAGAGACACGCCGGGUGAAGGUGGGCCACAUCGCUACAGGAAUUAGUGAUCAGAUCUCUGCGAGAGUUUUCACUCUGGAGACGCAGGAGGGACAUCAGGUCGCUCACGACGAGGAGGUGCAGGAGUCCGGUCUGGAGCUCUGCUGCGUUCCCGCUCCAGACUUCAGCACCACCUGGACGUGGAGGAUCAGAGACGGAGUGAUGGAGUCUAGAUAACUCCCUCCUCCUAUUGGCCACAGUGUCAUCUUAUCUUUCAGUCAUAUCGCCUUGUGUUGAGUUACUUUUAACAUGUGCCUUUUGUUUGUCUUAUGGUACAAGGACCGAAUGUCCGCGUGAAAAAAAAUCCAACUGAACUGCCUCAUGUUUUGAAGCCAUAAUGUGCGUCGUAGCUUUUUGUCUUUUCCGUAUCGAAGCGCUGAGAAUACUGUGAUGUUUACAUGUUGCUUGUUUCUAUAACAAAUUUACAUGGUACAAUAAACAGUACAUUGACCUAU